Messenger RNA from Helianthus annuus (common sunflower), 666 nucleotides. Its product is annotated as protein phosphatase 2C 37. NCBI's taxonomy places the organism in Eukaryota, Viridiplantae, Streptophyta, Magnoliopsida, Asterales, Asteraceae. Gene Ontology annotation, molecular function: protein serine/threonine phosphatase activity; cation binding. The record is from RefSeq and is a predicted model, not a curated record. Gene Ontology annotation, cellular component: cytosol; nucleus. Bases 1 to 666 code for a protein of 221 amino acids. The transcript is spliced from 2 exons. Gene Ontology annotation, biological process: protein dephosphorylation.
AUGGCAGGCAUGUGUUGUGGUGAGACGACGUCAUAUAGAGAUUCAACACCGUCAACUACCGAGCCUAGCGGUGGUGGUCGAGGAAGACGACGUCGUAUGGCGAUACAACAGCUUAAAAGCAUCGCCACUACUGCCUCAAGUACAAAGACGGGGCAAGUCGGUUGUUCUACAGCAACCGUAACUACAUCAAAGAGUUUUCGAGAUGAUGUUUUGGAGAAGGAGAGUUCCAGAUUCGGUUUGACUAUUGUGUGUGGAAGAAGGAGGGAUCUAGAAGAUGCUGUUUCGGUAAAACCGUCGUUUUGUAAAAUGAUUUGCUCUGAUCUACACUUUUACGGUGUAUUCGAUGGCCAUGGCUGCUCUCAUGUGGCGACGAAGUGCAAAGACCGGAUGCACGAGAUAGUAAAAGAGGAAGUUGAGAAUUGUGAGGACUGGAAAGAGAUGAUGAUGAAGAGUUUUGCACGGAUGGAUAAGGAUGUCAGUGAAUGGAGCAAGUGUGCAUCAUCUUGCUCAGAUUGUAGAUGCCAGCUUCAAACACCACAGUCUAAUGCUGUUGGAUCUACUGCGGUUGUUGCGAUUAUGGCUCCGGAUAAGAUUGUUGUUUCUAACUGUGGUGAUUCGCGUGCUGUGUCGGAAUGGUGUUGCGAUUCCGUUAUCCACAGACCAUAA